Messenger RNA from Condylostylus longicornis, 4803 nucleotides. RefSeq lists its product as uncharacterized. Gene Ontology annotation, molecular function: metal ion binding. The coding region runs from base 107 to 3751 and encodes 1214 amino acids. The transcript is spliced from 6 exons. NCBI's taxonomy places the organism in Eukaryota, Metazoa, Arthropoda, Insecta, Diptera, Dolichopodidae. The record is from RefSeq and is a predicted model, not a curated record.
CAAAAUUAAGAAAAAUCAAAUCAAAGUCAAAAGUGAAAAUUACAAGAAAUGAUUGCUGUUUUUUGAAGUUUUAAAAUGUGAUGAAUAUUUCCUUAAUAAAACAAGAAUGCCGAUACAGGCGCCCCAAUGGACAGAAUUUUUAUCCUGUCCCGUUUGCUGCCAUGAAUUUGCAGCAAUUCAACGUCCUCCAAUUAGUUUAGGUUGCGGCCAUACAAUUUGUCGUACAUGCUUAGCAACUUUACAUAAUAAGCAAUGUCCAUUUGAUCAGACACCAAUAACAACUGAUUUAGAAAAUUUACCAAUUAAUUAUGCCCUAUUACAACUAGUCAGUACCAGUUCAACUUCAACAAAUACAACAUUAUCCAAUAAUAAUGGUAAUAAUAAUAUUAAUAGCAAUUUACAAUCUUCGCUCACUUCGGGACCUUCCGAAGCCGCUUCUGGAGUUUUAGGAGCGAUAUCUCUCGAUUCAACUAAUGCUACCCCUAGUUUAAUUCAAAAUUUAUCGACAGAAGAAAUACAGUGCUAUAAUCACGGGAAAAAAUGUAUUGAAGAUUUAGCUCUGUAUUUGAAGCCAUUUUCUAACGGUAAUGCUGGGAGUUUAUUAUCGCGUCCAAUGCAAAGAAAGUUAGUUACUUUGGUUAACUGCCAAUUAGUGGAAGAAGAAGGAAGGUCAAGAGCUUUACGAGCUGCACGUUCUUUAGGAGAACGUGUUGUAACUGAACUAAUACUUCAACAUCAAAAUCCACAGCAGUUAAGUUCAAAUUUGUGGGCAGCGGUUAGAGCGAGAGGUUGCCAAUUUCUUGGACCAGCUAUGCAAGAGGAAGUACUUAAAUUAGUUCUUUUGGCUCUCGAAGAUGGUUCAGCUUUAUCAAGAAAAGUCUUAGUAAUGUUUGUAGUUCAAAGACUAGAACCAGUUUUCUCGCAAGCAUCAAAAACAAGUAUUGGACAUGUUGUGCAACUUCUUUAUCGAGCAAGUUGUUUUAAGGUAUCUAAAAGGGAAGGUGACUCUUCACUAAUGCAAUUAAAAGAAGAAUUUCGAACUUAUGAAGCGUUAAGAAGAGAACAUGACGCUCAAAUCGUGCAAAUCGCAACAGAAGCUGGUUUACGUAUUGCCCCAGAUCAGUGGUCUGCUCUUUUAUACGGGGAUACUAUACAUAAAUCUCAUAUGCAAAGUAUUAUGGACAAAUUGCAGACACCACAAUCGUUUGCUCAGUCUGUACAAGAACUAGUUAUUGCCUUACAGAGAACUGGGGAUCCCGCUAAUUUAUCUGGUUUGCGUGUACACUUAAAACACUUAGCUAGUAUUGACCCAAAUAUGGAAAAUAGUAUUCCUACAUGGCAAGAGGUUUCCAAAGCGUUAGAUGCAGUUAAGGAAGUUGUUAUAGGUUUGGUCGAAUUUGUUCAGCAUCACGGAAAUCGUAAAUUACAGGAGUCCUCUCAAGCAAAUCCGAAUGCCAAAUACAAAAUUAGUCUUUGUCGUGACUUGACAUUACGACGCAUAUGUCCGCGUGGAACCAGUUGUACAUUUGCACAUUCAGAAGAAGAAUUAGAAAAAUAUCGUGCAAAAAAUCGAAAGAAUAGUACUAAAACACCAAUAAUAAAUUCAAAAGAGCUUGGAAUAUUGGAUUAUUUAGAAGCUUCACAUCAUACUCAAUCAAUUGGGCUGUCCUCUUCUGAAGAAACUUCACCACUUAGGUUUGGAGGAAUUGUUGGAAAAACUGGUUUGCCAAACAUUGCUCCAUCCCAUCACCAUUCCUCUCAGAAUCUCCUACAUCCAAAUAGCUAUAUGGAUUUGGUUUCGAAUCCGCAUCAUAAUCAGCAACAUCAAAUGCAUCAUCAAGCACAGCAAAGUGGUUCUCAUCAACAUCAUCAUCAUCAUCAUAGUCAACACCAUCAUCAUCCGAAUCAGCAUCAUAAUCCUAGUCCAAUACCAACAGGUAUGCUUGCGAAUGUACAUCCACAACUGCAUCAACCACCUCCAAGACAUCAAUAUGAUCAAAGCCAUUUUAAUGUCAAUUUCGGAAACUCAUCAAGAUCUGCCAGUGGAGGCGGAAUGAUUCCUCAAUUACGAUCACCAAGACCAAUUCAUCAACGUGGGAAUGCCUCUGGAACUAACAAUUUUAAUGCUCCCACGUUAACACCAUCAAAUAGUGGAUCAAAACAUUCAAAUUCUUCACAACAAAUUUUUACAUCGCCACUUAAUAAUAUAGGUAAUAAUUUCGGUCCAUCGGAGUUGUUUGGAAAUAACUCACCUGCUGGAAUUACUGGCGGAUCAGUUAUGCCAACGCAGUUACCACCACCAACUCAGUUGUCUCAAAACACUCAGUUACCAACUGGACCUCCACCUAAUUUACAACAACAACCACAACAAAUUAUACCACCGACAAAUCAACAAAAUUUUUUCCCUAAUAGUUCAAGUAUAAAUAAUUUCCAACAUCAGCAAUCAGAUUAUCAAAAACUUCCCGAAAUCAUUAGACAGUCAACACUUUGGGAACAACAAGGUAGAGCAAUGCAACAACCACCUCAAGCACAAAAUGCCACUUCGCUAUCGUCUAUUAACAUGAAUCUUAAAAAUCCGCCCAUUAUGAACUCUAAUUAUUUAAAUUCACCAAAUGGUAACAAUAGCACAUUUAGUAAUGUUAAUAACUUAAACAAUAACUUAAACAUUGUAAAUAAUAACAGUGGUGGUGCUGGAAACAAUACAUUAAUGAUUAACAAUCAAAUAAAUGAAAUAUUUAAAGAUUUAGACUUUAAUACAAUGAACAACAGAAUUGUACCAAGAAUGAAUGGCAAUAAUUAUACAAAACAAAUGUUAGCUGCGGCAGCAUCGUUCAAUAAUAAUCCAAAUCUUAAUUUGCCCGGUGGCAUGAGUAAAGAAGAUAUUAUAUCCAGUUGGGUUUUAUUGUCUGGGGCUGGUAGCGCAUUGCAAAACUCUGGUGUUUCGUCUAGUUAUCCACAAGAAAAUACACCAACAAACAUUAUAAAUCAAAAUGCUUUGGGUAGUAAUAUUGGAUCUUCUGGUCCAGCUGGAUUUAUUCGAUCUGAUUCAAUAUUAGAUGAUGAGUACAAUAUACCAUUUGAUGUGGAUACAUCUAAUGCAGUCAGUAAUAAAUUUGGGCCAAUAUCAAGAAUGUCUAAAUCUUUUGAUAAUCAAUCGUGUUCAAAUCGAUUUUUAGACAAUGUCGAUUCAGAUAACAAUAUUGAAAAUUGGAUAUUUGGAAAUGAUUUCAUAAAAGAUUAUAGCAUUACAAAUGAACUUUUACCAUUUAUUAAAAAACAAGCUGGUCUAACUGAUAUUAACGAUACAGAACCCAAAUACAAAGACUUUAAAAUUUCACCACACAUGAGAAACUAUGCAAUUCAGCCUUCACAACAACAUCAAGAUUUUGAUUUUGAUCUGGUUGACUUACAUUUACCCAACACUUCACAAACACCGGCACACCAAAAACUUGACAAGAUUGAAACGUUUACGUCAUCUUUAUGGAAUAGUUCUCCUAUUGCAUCAAAGCAAACAAAUAUUGAUACAAAAAAUUCUCCAUCAAGAUUAUCACAACAACACCAGACACAUCAACAACACCAAAAUAAUAGUUUUUGGUCAACAGAAUCGUCAUCAACAAAAGAAAAAGCGCCAACAAAAUUAAAAGUUCCUGAAGAUACUUAUGAAGCAGGUAUAGCGAAUGAUAUGCGUGAAUUAGAAAUGCGUCUGAAAACGGAACUGGAAUUAGAGGAUAGUGGAAUAGGACAUACUUAAGGGAUCGGAUCUCCAAAACAGAUUGCCAAGAAUCUUCAUCAUUGUGGGAUCAAAAUUCUUUUAUUGUGUCUUAUAAAUUUUUCACUAUCUGGUAAUUCAUGCAGCUUGUUUAACUUUUACCUCGGAGAAUUUUGGAAUUUAAUCGAGAAGAGCAUUCGAAUCUGUUAAAUCUGGCAAAUGAAACAAAUGUAACUUAGAUGAUUACUUUAUUUUUAAAAGUAUUUUAUUAUUUGUUUUCGUAGUAUCUUCCAUUGUUAUUGUAUAAGGUUGUAUGUAUUGUUGGACAUAGCUUUAAUUUCUAAAAUUAUAAAAGAAGUCAUUUUUACAAUCUGAAUUUAUCAUUUCAAAAUUUAAUACAUAUUAAAUAAAGUAAAAAAGGAACGUUGGUUUCGAAUGUUUAAAAAAAAAAAAUUGGUACUAAAUCUUUGAAGGGUGUGAAUCAACACAAAAAAAUUCGCCAGUUUAAUGAAAUACAAUUAAAAUUGAAACAAUUUUUAUAAUUACUUAUAUUGGAAACCAAUUUUUUACAUAAUCAAUUUUAAAUGAUUACAAAACAUUACAAAAAAAAAAAUCUUUUAAUAGUGUUUAGGUAUUUAGUACUUUUUAAAAAUUAUAAUAAAAUUCGAUGUUAAUUUAUUAACUUUUUAUAUAGUUAUGAGUCGAAAAAUUUUAAGAGUUGUAUUGAACCACUUAACCUUGUUUUAAAUUUUGUUUUAAGUAAAAUGAUAACAUACAAAAAAAAAAAAGUAAAUUAUUUUUUAAUUUCAAUAUUAACUGAAAGUAAUAGCGAAUUGCACCCAUAUAAAAAUUAAUUUUGAAAUUUUAAAAGUUUUAUUAAAAUUAAAUUUUGAAAAUAACAAAAAGUAUGGAUUGUUUUUUUUUUUUUUUAAUGAGAAUCUCUUCAGAACUUUCAGAGAAAAUAUUAUGCACAUAAAAAUUUUUUCAAUAAAUUUCAAAGAAUAUUCUAAAUGUAUUAAUAAUAUUUAAAAAAUAAUUUAUAAAAUAUAUAAUGUUUAAAUAAGUUUUUUGAUAUUUUUGCGACAUUUUUUUAA